This is a messenger RNA of Jaculus jaculus (lesser Egyptian jerboa), 2236 nucleotides long. It is a transcript of the gene Ccnl2, whose product is annotated as cyclin L2. NCBI's taxonomy places the organism in Eukaryota, Metazoa, Chordata, Mammalia, Rodentia, Dipodidae. Bases 15 to 1571 code for a protein of 518 amino acids. Gene Ontology annotation, biological process: regulation of transcription by RNA polymerase II. Gene Ontology annotation, cellular component: nucleus. The transcript is spliced from 11 exons. The record is from RefSeq and is a predicted model, not a curated record. Gene Ontology annotation, molecular function: cyclin-dependent protein serine/threonine kinase regulator activity.
AUCAGCGGCUCAAAAUGGCGGCGUCGGCCCCUGGACCUUCGGCGUCCGCGGUCCCAGUGGCUGCGGCCGGCGCCUCGGGGUUGGGGGCCCCCGCGCCAGGAUCGCAGGGGGUGCUGAUCGGGGACAAGCUGUAUUCGGGCGUGCUCAUUACCUUAGAGAACUGCCUGCUGCCCGACGACAAACUCCGCUUCACGCCGUCCAUGUCGAGCGGCCUCGACACCGAUACAGAGACGGGCCUCCGCGUGGUGGGCUGCGAGCUCAUCCAGGCGGCUGGCAUUCUACUUCGCUUGCCACAGGUGGCCAUGGCUACUGGGCAGGUGUUGUUCCAGCGGUUCUUUUACACCAAGUCCUUCGUAAAACAUUCCAUGGAGCACGUGUCUAUGGCAUGUGUUCACCUGGCCUCCAAAAUAGAAGAGGCUCCAAGGCGAAUCCGAGAUGUCAUCAAUGUGUUCCAUCGCCUUCGACAUCUGAGAGAGAAAAAGAAACCGGUGCCUCUUAUACUGGAUCAAGAAUAUGUUAACUUAAAGAACCAGAUCAUAAAAGCAGAGAGACGGGUCCUCAAGGAGUUGGGCUUUUGCGUCCAUGUGAAGCAUCCUCACAAGAUAAUCGUUAUGUACCUUCAGGUGUUAGAGUGUGAGCGUAACCAACACCUGGUCCAGACUUCAUGGAACUACAUGAACGACAGCCUUCGCACAGAUGUCUUCGUGCGGUUUCAGCCUGAGAGCAUUGCCUGUGCCUGCAUCUACCUCGCUGCCCGGACACUGGAGAUCCCUUUACCCAAUCGUCCACAUUGGUUUCUUUUAUUUGGAGCAACUGAAGAAGAAAUUCAAGAAAUUUGCUUUAAAAUCCUGCAGCUUUAUACACGGAAAAAGGUCGAUCUGACACACCUGGAAAGUGAAGUGGAAAAGAGAAAGCAUGCCAUGGAAGAAGCAAAGGCACGAGCUAGGGGCUUGCUUCCAGGGGGUGCUCCAGUUCCGGAGAGUACAGCAGGUUUCUCACCUGUUCCCAAGAUGGACUCCCCCAAAGAAGGUAAAGGAAGCAAACUUUCCCCACUCUCCCUGAAGAAUGUCAAGAGGAAAGUGGAGGGCCCGAAGAAAGCCAAGGCUGAUAGCCCUGUAAAUGGCUUGCCAAAGGGGCGGGAAAGUCGAAGCCAGAGCAGAAGCCGUGAGCAGAGCUACUCAAGGUCCCCGUCUAGGUCUGCUUCUCCUAAGAGGAGAAAAAGCGACAGCGGAUCUACCUCAGGUGGCUCCAAGUCACAGAGCCGUUCUCGGAGUCGCAGUGACUCCCCACCAAGGCAGGUACACCGUAGUGCUCCCUACAAAGGGUCUGAGGUAAGGGGCUCCCGGAAAUCCAAGGACUCCAAGUACUCUACCCAGAAGACACACAAGUCUCGUAGCAGGAGCUCCUCUCGUUCUCGAAGCCGGUCAAGAGAACGGACAGAUAAUUCUGGAAAAUACAAGAAGAAAAGUCAUUACUACAGAGAUCAGCGACGGGAACGUUCAAGGUCAUAUGAGCGCACAGGCCACCGCUAUGAGCGGGACCACCCUGGACACAGUAGGCAUCGUAGGUGAGAUGUAUUCCCAGGAAGCUACUGCUGGACUGUCUCCAUGGCAUGUACCUUGGCUUAAUGGCCCAGUGGUGUGAUUCUUUUUAGAAAUGUUCUUGACUCUGGACCUUGGGAAUCUGGAAAUGGAACUGAAGGGACAGAAGUGUCCUUCAGGCAGUCUUGGGGAGUGGUGCACAUCUGUCCCAGUUGAAGAUGCACCUCAACUGCUGUACUAUGGGUUAGCUGGAUGGAAUGGCAAAAGCAUAUGACCUUGUUGGUGUGGCUUGGUGCUAUUGACAAGCUAUCUCUUCCCGCCCAUCCUGAUACUCAAUUAUGUUAAGCCAAGAAAGAUGAUAUUUAGAAUCUUUGCCUAUAUUAGGUUGUACCUAUGUACAUAUUUUGCAGUGUUUCACAUUGAGAAAAUGGCCUUAAUAGCCCCUUAUUCUCUAUCCAUGUUGUAAAUAAAUGUGUUUAAUACAAGCGAAAGAUAUAUAUGAAACUCAGAACUUGAAUUCUGCCAGCUUAAAACUUGUGUAGAGAAUUCUGAUUUUUAAAAUGUGAAGGUAUUUAGGUCUGUGUUGAAAGUUAUAUAUUUUUAUCUGUGUAAUGCUGAGUGCUGGUCACCAGCUACUAGAGAAAUUUUACGUGGUUGAAUAAACACGACUCUCAGGACAUUUGGGAUGUAAAACA